This is a messenger RNA of Pecten maximus, 11274 nucleotides long. Its product is annotated as potassium voltage-gated channel protein Shaw-like. NCBI's taxonomy places the organism in Eukaryota, Metazoa, Mollusca, Bivalvia, Pectinida, Pectinidae. The record is from RefSeq and is a predicted model, not a curated record. Gene Ontology annotation, biological process: protein homooligomerization; potassium ion transmembrane transport. Gene Ontology annotation, molecular function: delayed rectifier potassium channel activity; protein binding. Gene Ontology annotation, cellular component: axon; voltage-gated potassium channel complex; dendrite membrane. The transcript is spliced from 9 exons. The coding region runs from base 600 to 2588 and encodes 662 amino acids.
UCGGAGCUCCAUAUCUUCAGGGUAAUGUCGAAAGUAGGCUUUAAUGUACAGAUGUGUGGAACACAAGUACUCUCUUCACCAUGGAUUUAAUACCAGACACGUCGUCUUGUUCCAAAUGCAGAUUUCCAUACAUGUGUAGUCCAGUUGUGCCACGAAGACGUCAACGUAACACACUGGAUAAGAAUGACUCUGAAUAAAGCACUUCGUUACCAUCCACAUAUUUCGACGAUGAUAUAAUUGAAGAGGGCAUAUGGAGCUACAAAACCAAAAUGGGAAAGCGAAAGAAAGCAGAAUCAUGUAUUCCAUGACCAAUCCUUUACUAACACUCAACACGCGUUCAUCUCUGUGAUUAACAUACGACUGUGUCACUAUGAUAUUACGGCUUCCACAGUGCGAACAUCACUUCCGGUUUCCAAACACUUAAACGCUUGGACGUUCCAGUUUCGUGCAUUACGCUGUGAUAUGAAUAUGAUUUAAACGCAAUUGUAAACCUGAUUGUUCCUUUCAUUGAUACAAAAGGAUAAGUGCUGUAUAUAGUGAGUUCCGUGUUAAGAGGUUGAGGAAAAUCUAUCGGGAGGGUUGACAUAUAAAACACACAAAUGACGAUGAACACCCUUGAUGCCGAUAACCGUGUCAUUCUCAAUGUCGGCGGUAUACGGCACGAGACUUACAAAGCCACACUUAAGAAAAUUCCGGCCACUCGUUUGUCCAGGCUGACCGAAGCAUUGGCUAAUUACGACCCUGUGUUGAACGAGUACUUCUUUGAUAGACACCCGGGAGUAUUUGCUCAGAUUCUGAACUAUUAUCGUUCUGGGAAGCUUCACUACCCCACGGACGUGUGUGGUCCUUUAUUCGAGGAGGAGUUGGAGUUUUGGGGGCUUGAUUCGAACCAGGUCGAGCCCUGUUGCUGGAUGACGUAUACGUCACAUAGAGACACACAGGAUGUGUUAGGGAUCUUGGACAGACUGGAUCUCGAUACAGAUAAGCCUACAGAGGAAGACAUUAUGAAGAAAUUCGGUUGGGAAGAGGAAUACCGAGCAGGAGAACUGAACUGUUGGCAACGGAUCCAGCCGAAAAUUUGGGCACUCUUCGACGAACCUUACUCUUCAUCUUCAGCAAAGGUGAUCGCCGUGGUUUCAGUUUUCUUCAUCGUCGUUUCUAUUCUGUCCUUCUGUCUAAAAACUCAUCCAGAGAUGCGAGUUCCGGUCUUGCGCAACGUAACCACAAAUGUGUCAGAGGGCAACGCAUCAUGGCGCCUGGAAAAACGGAAAACAGAGCCACACGAAGCAUUCUUCUACAUAGAGUGUGCGAGUAACGCUUGGUUCACUUUUGAAAUUAUCAUUCGCCUAAUAGUUGCUCCAAAUAAGCUGGAUUUCCUCAAAGCCCCGGUGAAUAUAAUAGAUAUAAUAGCCACGCUUUCAUUUUAUCUAGACUUUCUAUUAACAAGUCUGAAACAGGAGAGUGACAUUCUGGAAUUUUUUAGUAUUAUCCGUAUAAUGCGACUGUGUAAAUUGACUAGACACUCGGCAGGCCUGAAGAUUCUCAUCCACACGUUCAAGGCCAGUGCCAAGGAGCUCAUUCUGUUGAUUUUCUUCCUUGUGUUAGGUAUUGUGAUCUUUGCAGCUCUCAUCUUCUACGCCGAGAGAAUCCAGUACAAUCCUGAAAAUGAAUUCACCAGCAUCCCCGUGGGGCUGUGGUGGGCUAUUGUUACUAUGACUACCGUAGGUUACGGGGACAUGGUGCCUAAAACGUACGUCGGCAUGUUCGUCGGUGCGCUGUGCGCUCUCAUGGGCGUACUGACGAUCGCCCUCCCUGUCCCUGUCAUCGUCAGCAACUUUGCCCUCUUCUAUUCCCACACGCAAGCGCGCUCUAAAUUGCCGAAAAAGCGAAGAAGAGUGUUACCUGUGGAAGCGCCGCGCCCGAAAGGUCCUAAGGCGGCGGGGAUGCCCGGGGGGCAGGGACCUACCAAUAGGCGCAUGAAUGCUAUUAAACAGAACCACCCAGGGGCACUGAAUACAAAAAUAAGCAGAAUAGCCCAAGGGGGUGCUAUCCAGGAAAUGUUUCCUUUCCGUAGCCCGUAUCAUUAUGGAUACUUAUUAGGCCGCAAUGGCGAAGAGAGUAUCCCAAUGUUGAUGCUUAACCACACAUCGGACAGGGAGCUGGACUCUUUGCCCCGUACACGUCCACAUAACACUGUGGAAAAGUCUCCGCCCCGACUCGUGGAAAUAAGUUCCAAUCCGGGCACUCCGCUUAAAGUUACUGAAAUUAAGGUUUCUGAUGCCGGGGGAGCUACGACUGCUUUGUCCAGUCUUAUUAUGGCACCAAGUGCUAAUCUAAAUGCAAAUUCUAAUGCUGUAACCAAUAGCAACGCUUUACCAAAUUCAGUUCCAACGACAAUACCUUCAAUAUCACCUACUACAGAGAAAAAAAACAUACCAAAAUGUAUACGAGGAGACGGCGCUGAUGUGGGUAAGGCGCCCCCUAGCGGAACGACAGCAAACAAUACAAGCAUUGAACAACGAUCAGCCAAUCAUUCUCCCUCCUCCUCUCCUCCCACCUCAAACAACCUCGUAGCCGUAAACACGUAACCACUGUGGUCCAGCACGAGUAGCGGCAACUGGGCGGAAGGUAGCAGUGCGCAUGCGUAAAGAAAGUGAACAUUGUCUUAACCAGAAAAAUGAUAAUAUCAACUGUAAACAUUUAACGUUGAUAAUUCCUACAAAACAGACACGCGAGCGUUGAAAGUUAGAGGAAUGUAUAUUUACGCCUGUUUAAACGCCCAUGAACCUUAAGAAGUGCGCAUGUCCUUCGGCAGUGUGCGCGUGAGACUGACGUGACCCGGCAUACCGAGACGAGACAUAUAAUUAACGUACCACUGGAGUGUAGCAAAGUGAAAGAUAGGAUUUCUAUGAAGCGAUGAUAUGUAUUGAUAUAUAUCCGAAAGCACAGAUCGCUUGUGUUAACAUAUAAUGACAUGUUUUAGUAAUGCACCUCGAUUAAGUGAUUGAUCAGUGACCUUGACUGUGCAGCAAAGUUGACCCGCGAAGGAAUAUUUGAAAGUUCUUAGAUUGGAGUGAAACGAGUUUUAAACGAAAUAAUUAAAAGUCCGUUAUUCAUGAUGGCAGACGUUUCAAUGCAAUGAAGUAUCACUGAGUGAGCAACGAGGUUAGAAAAUAUCAGCCACGGAGGGACCAGUGAAUAUUGCCGACCAAACAAUCCGUGGAUUACGUAGCCAUGAACGCUACUGGACGUUUACUGUAUGGUCACGUGGCUAGAUGUUUCCUUCUGAGAAAUGUAAAGCUCGGUCUAGCACACAAGCAGACUCUGCCGAGUCUUUUUCAUCAUGAUUAUUUCCUUUUUUAUGACUACGUCAUCCAUUCACAGCUCAGUAUAGCAGUGUUGUACAGGCUUGUCACCCGUUAUUACGUCAUUAUUACGUCAUUAUUACGUCAUUCAAACUGUACCACAUACAUUGUUUGCCAAUAUGCAUACCGUAUAUCGUUCACAUCUUAAAUAUAUAUAUCCUAUACGUACUGCUCAUUUCCGAAAGACAAACCGUAUAUUUACUGUGUGUAAAUCCAAAUAUCAACCUUCUUAGAACGAUAAGCCGUUUAUUGUGUGAAAUAUUUAUUGUCAACAAAAUUCAAACGACAAAAAGUUCAUUAUGUUGAAGUGCAACUGUCUACCAACUCCAAACGACAAACCAUUUAUUGUGUGGAAUUUCUACUGUCUCCGAACGACAAACUGUUUACUGUGUGAAACGUCUACUGUAAGCCAACUCCAAACAACAAACCGUUUAUGGUGUGAAAUGUCUACUGUCAACCAAGUCUGAACGACAACCCGUUCACUAUGCGAAACCUCUACUGUAAGUCAUCUCCAACAAACGAACCGUUUAGUGUGUGAAUUUUUACUGACAACCUAUUUCAAACGAAAAAUCGUUUAUUGUGUGAAACUUUCACUGUCAACCAAGUCUGAACGACAAAUCGUUUAUUGUGUGAAAUUUCUACUGUCAACCAAGUCUGAACGACAACCCAUUCAUUGUGUGAAACUUCAACUGUCAAUAAAGUCUGAACGACAACCCAUUCGCUGUGUGAAACUUCAACUGUAAAUCAAGUCUGAACGACAACCCGUUUACCGUGUGAAACCUCUACUGUCAACCAAGUCUGAACGACAAACCGUUUACCGUGUGAAACUACUACUGUCAACCAAGUCUGAACGACAAACCGUUUACCGUGUGAAACUUCUACUGUCAACCAAGUCUGAACGACAAACCGUUUACUUCGUUAAACUUCUACUGUCAAUCAUUCCGUUGCUGUGACAACGCCCCUUAUAUACAUAUACUUAAUAUAUAUAAACAUUAUAUCAUAUUAAUUACUACGCCAUUGGCACUGUUACCAUGCCAACGUCUGGGAAAUAUAAUAGUAAAAAUGUUUUUGGAUUUUCCAUAUAUCUGACAUUUUACCCCAAACGGCACAGAUCGGCACUCAACGAGAAUCCUCACACACAUGGUUUUAUUGAAACAAUGACUGUUACUAACCAUAAACAACAACUUACUGUUGGUAAACAUGUUUCUUCGUGUAGUGUCAAAAUACCCAGGACUAAAUUAGAAAACCGUGGAAGGAAAUUAUCCGGAAUCUUAGAUCAUUUUUAUGUGUAUCAUAGUGCGACCAGCUAGGUUUAUUUUCAUUCCUUUCAGAAACACUGUCUGUGAUUUCAUUAAUACUAAGUGCGCAUGUCUAAGUUUGUACCCAAUGCAUCUUAUUGUUUGUGAAUACAGUCGUUCAAAAAUUCAAUUCAAAAAUGACAUACGAAUAUACCCAUUUAUCUAUAUUUAUUUUUGUAGUUUUUGUUCGAUUCUAAACGUCUGAAAAAUUAAUAUGGGUGAUAUUAUGUUCAAACAAAUAGAUAUAAAAUAAUACUCAAAUAUCUGUCUCCCUGCUCAGCCCUGAAACAUUCAGUUUUAUAUGGCGUAACUUGUGUGUGGGUUUUUGCUGCAUUUUAAUAUUAGUUAAUUAUGUUACGUCAUGUGUGAUCGUGUGUGUGUGUAUUUAAGUGUUCCUGGGUGCGCGUGUGUGAGUUUGUUUGUGACCGUCAUUAUUUACCAUCAAAUUAAACGGUUUUAACCCAAUGUCUCAAUACCAUCAUCUACUUCCACAAUUAUCUCUGAUGUAAUUUGAUGAAAUGAAUAUUUGACUCAUUAGGUACAAAUGAUUUAAUACUUAUGUACUCAUUACUACAUAUACCUAAAUUGAAUCUCUCCUCUAGAAAAUUAUACAACUACUUCUACUCGUCGAUUGAUGCAAAAAUGGUUAUUGAAAUAAACAUUUUCUAGGGAGAGAGCUGGUUUGGGCUACGCCAGUUGCCAUUUAUCUUUCUGCUAAGAUCUACGCAGUAUAGUACUCUGAAAUAAAAACAAAAGUUAGUGAAAUAUUCUUGAUGAUUAGCGCAGUCUAAAGGUGAUGUUAAAAAAUGAUUUGCUGACUAUCACAUAAAACAUGAAGAUUACUUUCGGUUUAUAUAUAAAAUACAUAGAUGAAUUAUUUUCGUUUUAUAUAUUGUUUCACAUUGAAUAUUAAUAAUUUAGAACUGUGUUUCUGGGAUUGAAAGUGAAAACGAUUAUUCGGGGUUAUAUCUCGGAUAAAUGAAUGACAUUUUUAUAUCUGAUAAACAACGAUUUUUUUAUUUACUCAUCAAAACCUUUGACGUUGUUUGUUUCAUGGCCAGUAUUUGAAACGAAAAAACAAAUGAUUAAAUAUUGUUCAGACACAAUUCAGACAUGACUAGAAGUUUUUAUUUGAAAAGUUCAUUAAUCCAUACGGUGCAGAUAUUUUUUUCAUUUUCGCCGUACAAUUCGGUUGCAGUUAUAUGAUUUUAAAUCAAUAAUGAUGAUUAAUAACUUGAUUUAUGCUUAUAAUGUUCAGCAAUAAAACGACAAUGCCUGAUUUGAGUUUACUAAGAAAUUUCCGUUAUUAUCAGUUAUAAAGAUAUUUUCCAUAAAACUGCAGUAAAAACAUAAUACAUUUUCAUAAAAAAGUGUUAUUUUAUCAAAAUAUUCAUUUUCAUAAAGAAACGAAGUUUGGCGUCAUUAAAUCGCUACUCCGAUGUAAAUAAUAAAUCAGUUAAUUUCAUUAAAAAAUGUAACUUUAUUAAAAUACCUGAUGUAAUCAUUUUCAUAACAGAAACGAAUUUUGGCGUCAUUGAAUCGCUACUUCGAUGUAAAUGAUAUAUAGUUAAUAUCAUAAUUACUAUGUCGAACAUUUAUUUCUAAAUUUCUUAAUUUGAAUUUAAUUUAAAUCUAACCGAACAAUGCCAAUAUAUUUGAAAUUUUGAAUUUAAAAAGCAAGUUAUUGCAUAUCGAUUGAUAUUUUUAUCACCUCCAAUGAUAUUUAAACCACAUGUCUAUUGUAAAGUUUAUUUGAAGCUAAAAAUAAAAUGACAUGUUUAAUCGUUUUAAAAUUCAUAAAAAUAUUAAAACCAGUACGUUGUAGGCAAAGUGAAAGUUUGAGUGAACGACUGUGUGACAGACAAAACCUGGGUAUUCGUCUGAAGAAUAUUCCUGAUGAUGAAGACAUAAACAGGUGUUUCUAGUACAUCUGAUUGUCAUAGUAUGUUGUUAAGAGGCUGAUUUUAACACCGGAGAUUUGUGGGUGGGAAGGCUGCUUUAUAUAAGUUUCGUAGUAAUUACUGUACAAAAAGAUAUUUAGUUAAUCAGUUACAUUAUUAUGUUGAGCAAUACGUGUUUGUUUUAUAGAACCUUGUUACAGUCAGUUGAUUGGCUGCAUAUUUUGGUUAAACCUUGUUACAACAAGCUGAUUGGCUAUAUAGUUUAAUUAAACCUUGGUACAGCUAGCAGCUGAUUGGCUAAAUACUUUGAUUAAACCUUGUUACAUGAAGCUGAUUGGCUACAUAGUUUAAUUAAACCUUGUUACAGCUAGGAGCUGAUUGGCUACAUAUUUUCAUUAAACCUUGUUACAACCAGCUGAUUGGCUACAUAGUUUAAUUAAACCUUGUUAGAGUUAGCUGAUUGGCUAAAUAGUUUGAUUAGUCCGUGCUACAGCCAGCUGAUUGGCUACAUAGUUUAAUUGAACCGUGACACAGCAAGUUGAUUGGCUUCAUAGUUUGAUUAAACCUUGUUACAACAAGCUGAUUUGCUACAUAGUUUAAUUAAACCUUGUUAGAGUUAGCUGAUUGGCUAAAUAGUUUGAUUCGACCGUGCUACAGCCAGCUGAUUGGCUACAUAGUUUAAUUGAACCGUGUCACAGCAAGUUGAUUGGCUUCAUAGUUUGAUCAAACCUUGUUACAACAAGCUGAUUUGCUACAUAGUUUAAUUAAACAUUGUUAGAGUUAGCUGAUUGGCUAAAUAGUUUGAUUAGACCAUGCUACAGCCAGCUGAUUGGCUACAUAGUUUAAUUGGACCGUGACACAGCAAGUUGAUUGGCUACAUAUUUUGAUUAAACCUUGUUACAGCCAGCUGAUUGGCUACAUUGUAAGUUAUUGUAUGACAUCUGUUAAGUUUUCAUGUUGAUGUCUGACAUAGAUUUGGUUCCUAGAGAGAAUAUAUAUACAAUGGAAAUCUAGACCUUCAGGCUUUACCCGUUGUUGAACAUAUUUUAUAUUUUAUCAUUGGAGUGUUAAACUCUUUUUUUAAUGUAGUCACAUUGAAAAAUAUAUUCUAGGCUACAUUUUAUGAACAGGAUAAGAACUAAUAGGGAGAUUAUAUGAGCGGUUAAAAUAAAGAAAUCUUUCUGUGACAUUACGCAACACGGUGAACUCGAUUUUACACCACGUUGUCACCCAUUGUUUCUGAGGAAUGCAUGUUUUUGUUUAUAAAGCUCCUAAUAGUAGAAAAUAUUUUGUGUAUAUGGGAUUCGUGUAAUAACAACACGAAACCGGUAAUAACUGGUUCUGUAUGAAGCGGUCUUCUUAUAAUUAUUACAAUAUAGUGGAGUAUUACUAAGCAUUCUUUAUAAUUUUCGAGGAUGUUCCGGUUAUACGCUAUAACCGUGUAAAUAUGUUAAAACCACAUUUAGAAUAAUCAGUUUCGUCAUUUAAAAAAGAGGGUGAAGAGUGUUAAAAAAACGGAAAGUGAUAGAAACGUUGGUAUGAAUUUAGUUGAUGUGAAUGACAGUAAGAUUCUGUUUGAAACGAACAUCCUUCUGUAUUUCACACAACUAAAUAAACAUUUAUACCAUUCUUAAUGAUAUUCUGCCCAUAGUGCAGAAAUGUUGGUAUCCAACAUUCCACCAUGGGCGUUGCGGCGUAAUUGGAUUUCUUUGCAUAAAUGAACAGAAAAUUUUGAAUUCUAAGAGGUAGCUUGACGCACGUGAAUCAGAUUAUAUUAUGGUACGUCUAAACCUUACGUUUUAUAUAUUCAUAUAUUCACGUGCGUGCGUGCGUGCGUGCCGCUUUUCCUUAGUAAAUGAAUUUUAAACAGAGAUGUUGAAAUAUAUAGACAACUUAGUAACACUCCACGUAUAUGAUAUAGACUACAAUUAGAGUAUAAGAGUAUUAGAGUACAAUUUGGUAUUAGUAAAAAAAUAACUUGAUAAUUUAAUUGUGGCCUUUAAGUAAACAUAGACAUAUUCUGAAAAAUUGGUUCAUCCUUGUUUUCUGUGUUACAAACCACUAUUAUACUGUAUUUCUCGGUAAGUGUGAGACAUACCGAAUACCGAGUUUGUAUCCGUUGUAUUUUCCUACGACACAGAACCAUUGUCGACAAACAAAACAGGUGUGAUUUCUCAGGAUGUUCUACAGGUGAGGAAGAUCCUCUUUUGUGUUCAGUUAUUAACAGAUAUAUUUACAAGACAUUUUAACAUAAAAUGUUUCCGAAAAUGGCUUUAUCGAUAGGAUGUAGGACAAUAUCGAUAGGAUGUAGGACUAUAUCAAUGGGAUGUAGGACUAUAUCGAUAGGAUGUAGGACUAUAUCGAUGGGAUGUAGGACUAUAUCAAUAAGAUGUAGGACUAUCUCAAUAGGAUGUAAGACUAUAUCAAUGGGAUGUAGGACUAUAUCGAUAGGAUGUAGGACUAUAUCGAUGGGAUGUAGGACUAUAUCAAUGGGAUGUAGGACUAUAUCGAUAGGAUGUAGGACUAUAUCGAUAGGAUGUAGGACUAUAUCAAUGGGAUGUAGGACUAUAUCGAUAGGAUGUAGGACUAUAUCGAUGGGAUGUAGGACUAUAUCAAUAAGAUGUAGGACUAUCUCAAUAGGAUGUAGGACUAUAUCAAUGGGAUGUAGGACUAUAUCGAUAGGAUGUAGGACUAUAUCAAUGGGAUGUAGGACUAUAUCGAUAGGAUGUAGGACUAUAUCGAAGGAUGUAGGACUAUAUAUAUAGGAUGUAGGACUAUCUCAAUAGGAUGUAGGACUAUAUCGAUAGGAUGUAGGACUAUAUCGAAGGAUGUAGGACUAUAUAUAUAGGAUGUAGGACUAUCUCAAUAGGAUGUAGGACUAUAUCUAUAGGAUGUAGGACAAUAUCAAUAAGGUGUAGGACUAUAUAUAUAGGAUGUAGGACUAUAUAUAUAGGAUGUAGGACUAUAUAUAUAGGAUGUAGGACUAUCUCAAUAGGAUGUAUGACAAUAUCAAUAAGGUGUAGGACUAUAUCAAUAGGAUGUAGGACUAUAUAGGAUGUAGGACUAUAUCUAUAGGAUUUAGGACUAUCUAUAGGAUGUAGGACUAUGUUAAUAAGAUGUAGGACUAUAUUAAUAGAAUGUUGACUAUAUCGAUAGGAUGUAGGACUGUAUCGAUAAGGUGUAGGACUCAAUCGGUAAGGUGUGGGACUGAAUCGAUAUGAUGUAGGACUAUAUCGAUAGGAUGUAGGACUUGAUCAAUAGAAUGUAGGACUGUUAUCAAUAAUAUAUAGGACUACAUCAAUAAGAAACCAUCAAACGUUCUGCGAAAUUACAUCACAGUAAACAAGGAUGAGCCAUCUAACUCAGGCUAUAGCGUAUUAGUGGUUGAUAAACUGUUUUAACUGAUAUAUAAAUAAAAAGGGAAACAAUUAUAUGAGAUUUUAACGUUUACUUAAAAAACCAUUUGCCAUGAAAGUGAAAGUAUUCGAUCGAAUGCAUUUAUUUUUCAUCAUUGCACAAAUGUAAGUCAUUUCACCUCCACAUGGAAAUACAUCGAUAUUUUUAAUUUAGAUAUUAUAUUACACAUACGUUUUUUUAUUCUGAAUUUCAUGUUUGUAAAUAGAUUAAUGGUCAUUCUCAUAUGCGUUGGAGUACGACUUAUGUAAUAUAGAAUGGUGGAAGAUCCCGCCAUAUCAAUGACGUAAUUGUGACGCAAACAUGUCAUGUGAUCGAUUAUGCUGUUACGUCAUCCAGUGUAAGUACUGUACAUCCAUACGGUAGUAAUUCCCUGACAAGUUAUGAUAUUCUUCGCAAUAAAAUUUCGAUAUAAAUACACUUAUAUAUAUAUCAUUCGUCACACAAUGGGAACAGUUAUUCGAAACUAUGAGUUAAGUUUGACUAUAUAUCUCCCCGACAUUCAACCGUCGGACCACUUCUACAGAUAUGUUUCUGCUAUUCUAUGAUGGAAACGUGCACUUUCUGUCCAAUUGAUAUCACUGAAGUUGUAUUUUGCACUUUGUGCAUACAUAAUUAUAUAGAUUACUAUUGAAAUACAAACUCAAGUAUGAUUAUGAUGCUGCAUACGAAUGAAUAAACAAGUAGAUACGUAACGCAAUGCCAUGCACGUGUGUGGAUUGCGCGUGCAGUACACUAGCUCACGUGUGGGGACUGCCCGUGCAGUGUACAAGCUCACGUGCAUGGAUUGCGCGUGCAGUGUACUAGCUCGCGUGUAUGGAUUGUGCGUGCAGUGUACACUGUUUAUUGGCGGAGCAUUUCUCUGCCAGAAUUACGCUUCUCUCAUUCCUGUACAUACAUAUACACAUUAUAUAUCAGAAUAAUACUAAAAAAAACCUGUCAUGCCAGGGGCCUGGUAUUAAAACAUAAUGAACAGAUACAUUUAGCAAAAUCAAUUGCUUCCUUACUUAUAUUAUGUGUUUAAUAUUGGCUACAGAAACUCCACGCACCUUGGCAUCACAAAAGAUUGGAUAUUUCUGUAUGCCGUCUAUGAAUCAGUUUUUAAUAUCAGGUCCCAAUACUCUGUGUGACUAUUUCCUAGGGGAGAAUACGUGUGGACUUGUUGGUUAUAUGUACCAUCCAAGGCAUCUUUGAUUUUUGCUUGUAGCAGAUUUUGUAGAAUCAGCUGAUUAUAAAGAAAGUUGUUUGUUUACAAACGAAUUGAUUUAUGUAUAAAUUGUUUAUCACGAUACAUAA